AUGCCUCCUAAACGGUCGUCGAAGGUCACUGCUGAGGUCACGCUCCCGGACGACCUCCUAAUGGAUCCGUUCACCACGCCGGCUCCUGUUGUGGAUGGGGCUGAGAAGCAAGGCUCAAACGAUGCGGUUACUGUUAAUGCAGUCACAGACAAUGCUGCGAAGCCCGUCAAGGAAUCGGCUAAUACUACUGCUGCUGACGUCGCUGGUGGUUCUGGACUAUCAGUGGAAGAGAAGUUUCAAGACAACCAGGCUCCUGUUGCUGUGCUUGACGAGUUCCUGGAGGAUGAUGAGGAUGAAGAGCUGGAGAUCGACAUUGCCAAGGAAGAUGCUUUUCGUCUUCGUUAUACAACAAUCUUACUCAUUCCGAUGGUGCUUUCUCAGGAGAUUAAGGCCAUUAUUGCUGCAGUGCGUCUUCUGAUGACCAAGGUCUGGAGCUCUUCUCUAACCGAGAACGCUGGGGUGACGGCUAACAUACAGGAGAUGAUACCUGGCUUCGUCGCGAAGACACGAUUCUGCCGGCUUCAAAUCUCCUUCCUCGACGAACGGGAUGCACAUCACAUCAAGUUUCAUGUUUUUGAGUACCAGAAGGAGAAUGCUCCGGCGAUCAAGUGCAUCUGGCAGCACACAGAGAACGCCUCGUACCUUAAGGAGAAAGCUACUCGUCCCCUUGCUAUUGAAGUGGUGUUCCGGCGCGUGCCUGCUAACAUUGUCCCGGAUGUUUUGAAGGACCUGCUUGUCCGUUUCAAACUGAAGAAGCGUCAGCAGUCGGCUUUCAAGGAAGGGUUUGGUUUCCAUCGGGUGGCUCACCCACUCACCGGAGCUGACACCGAUGUUAUCAAAGGCCUGGUCGUGCAGCAUCCUGGGGAUCGUUAUCGCUGGCGCCACAUGGUCGACAGCCCGAUGGGGUCCGGAGAAAAGCUCAUGACUUACCUUUCUCAUCUCUCACUGACGAUCUCUGUUGCGCUCGCAGCUGCUUCUCUGCGCACCUUCGCUCUCGUCACCCCCAUACUGAAAGAUCCAUCCAUCGCUCUUGUCUCGACCGGCAGCAACCGCGAAGAAUGGAUCUGCACGCAAGUGUGCUGCGGGAAGGCGAAAGGGAAAACUUUCCUGGCUGCGGCGGAUCACAUCAUCUCUUCGACUCACCUGCUGAACCAGGAGAAGAUGGGUACCGCCACAAAAGCCUCCAUGGACAAGGCUGCUCUUGCCGCCCUGGGCAGGCCUGGAAUUCGGAAAGUGGUAGAGGCUGCCUUGGUGAAAGCGGUUGAGGAUGGAGAUGGUAAUUUCGAGUUACUACUUGGGAGACUCAAUGCUGGUUUGCGUGCGUACACGAAGGAGGAGAACAAAAGAGUAAAGAAAACAACGGCUCAUCUGGCGGAGGUAGUGGCGGAGCUACAUCAGGAGCAGAUGCGCAACCCGAGCUGUCAAAAGACGAGUGAUCUGUUUCACGUCAGGGACGCGCAGCUGAGAGAGUACCAUGCAUCAAAACGGGACAGACUUCACGUGAUGACAGGGACGGAUGCGGAGUUAGCUGGGGAGGUCCCUUCGCCUUUCCUAUCGGCGAGAGUCAAGGUCAGAAAACAGAAGACACAGAUUGCAGAGCUGAAGGUGGGAGACGUCAAGAUUUCUGACUCACCCGGGAUUCUGACAGCCGCGACGAAGUACUUCACGGACCUUUUCGGCACUGACGGUCGGACAUCAACAGAGCGAUGGAAACCGCUUGCUGGGAGAAAGUUGGAUGCAGAGACGGCGGCUGGGCUCGCAGCAGAUUGGACAGAAGAGGAGGUUAAACAGGCCUUCAAAGCGCUUGCAGACGGCAAAUCACCCGGGAAGGAUGGGCUCCCGAAAGAGCUGUUUGAAAGACACUGGGAUGUCCUCGGCAAGGAGUUCCUCCGUAUGGCGCAAUCCUUCUCGGUUUCAGCAACCAUUCCUGCAAGCAUCAAAGAAGCGAUUACUAUUCUGCUCCAUAAAAAGGGAGAGAAGGACAAUCUGGACAACUACCGUCCGAUCACACUUCUGAACUUCACGUACAAGGUGCUGGCGCGGGUGGUGGCGAACCGGAUGAAGAUGCACCUGCACAAGGUGAUCUCGGCGGAGCAGUACGGCUUUAUUCCCGGCAGGAGAAUCUCGGAGGCCAUCGGAGUGGUUGCUGAUGUUAUUGAGGCGGCGAAAAAGGGGAAUGAAGACUGGUACAUGCUGCUGGUAGACUUCCGCAAGGCCUUCGACUCGGUGUCUAGAAGUUUCCUUUUCACCAUCCUCAAGGAAAUGGGCUUCCCAGAGAGAUUCGUCGGCUGGGUGGAAGGUCUGCACAAAGACACAAGAACAAGGUUAUUAAUCAACGGUUGGCUGGGGGAAGCAGUGGAUGUUAAGUCGGGGGUGAGACAGGGCUGCCCACUCGCUCCGUACCUGUUUCUCUGUGCGGUGGAACCGCUGGCGCAAGAGGCAGAGCGUCGGAAGAUUGGUCUCUGCAACAAGGCAAACCAACGGUUAGCGUAUGUCGGAUACGCGGACGACACGACACUCUUUUUGGAUGGGAAAAGACAAAUCGCCAGGGCUGAGAAGCUGUUAGCCUGGUUUGCUGGACUGUCAGGGCUGCAGACGAACAAGGGCAAAUCGGUGAUCCUCCCGAUCGGCCACAACAUUGGGAGGAGACCGGGGACGCUGGGCGGCUUUAAAUGGGCCAAGGCGGACGAAGCGGAGAGAGUCAUGGGAGUCUGGGUCACCCCCUCUGGAAGCAGUGAGCCGACCUGGAAGCGGGCUUUUGAAAAAAUAAUAGUGGAGUUGAUUAAGUGGAAGGCGCUCUUCCUCACGAUUGCGGCGAGGGUUGUGAUUAUCAACUGCUACAUCACACCGAGAAUAGCAUACCAGGCGCAGGUCUAUCCCCCGUCAGAAGAGAUCUGGAAGAAGCUCGUUAAGCUGAUUCACAACUUCUUAACGGGGAACAAUGCAUCGGCUGAGAAAGGGUUUGUGCUGUGGAACUGGGGGCUGCUUACCACGCCGAAAGCCGACGGAGGUCUCGGAGCAUCCAGGCAGCAGCAGCAGCAGCAAUGCAGGGCCAGUCACCGGCAUGUGGUGGUGAGAGCAACAGCGGACGAGGAGGCCGCUACAGCCGCCGCUUCCGAAACCGCCCGCAUUAAAAGAGAAGAGGAGAAGUUUGCAGUGAUCAACACGGGCAAGUGGGAGUGCAAGUCGUGUGGGUACAUCUACGAUCAAUUCAAGGGCGACCCAGUUUAUCCCAUUGCUCCAGGUGUAUCCCUUAAGGAGCGCUCUGAGGACUGGCUCUGCCCCUCGUGUGGGUCGUCACCUUCUUCAUUCGGCAGCCUCAGCAAGGAGCUAGCCGGGUUCGCCCAGAACCAGGGCUAUGGGUUGGGAGGCAACUCACUGACAUCAUCCAAGAAGGACGAUAAGAAGCAAGACUGCAGCGCGUUUGGUGGGCUGGACUGGAGAGAAGUGGCCCGCCCUGCUCCUCCCAUGCUGGAUCUAUCUAAACCACGGGUGUACUAUUUCGCCCUUGCCAAUGCUUACAGCCUCAUGGACAAGGGUGCGUUGCUAGAGGAGGUGCUAGCAGACGGCAUCAGGAGAAGUCAAAGGGGUGGUCGCGCGCGUGAUGUGUGGAUGGUGAUGGAGCCCGUGUUCCUGGACCAUCCGUCCCUGGCAUCACUCAAGGCAGCCAUUCGCCCGCCCACUGCUGCAAUCGUCUCCACCAAUGGCGACUGGAUGCUCACCAUCGUGCACGAAAUGCUGCCGCAGGCUACCAUCGGCAAGUUCUACGCCCCAACACCACAACUGCCUGACCCGCUAAAGUCCAAGCUCACUCCAGGGGAUGUUGCCUUGGGUGGUGGGGGUAUCUGGCACUGA
Messenger RNA from Closterium sp. NIES-65, 3855 nucleotides. The record is from the annotation of a GenBank genome assembly. NCBI's taxonomy places the organism in Eukaryota, Viridiplantae, Streptophyta, Zygnematophyceae, Desmidiales, Closteriaceae.